Molecule: messenger RNA, 2157 nt
Organism: Staurois parvus
Lineage: Eukaryota; Metazoa; Chordata; Amphibia; Anura; Ranidae
Source: the annotation of a GenBank genome assembly
AUGCAGCUGUCACUAGCUACAAGUGGAGUGAAGGCCCAUGCUCCUGUUACCAGUGCCCCUCUUUCCCCACAACCAGGGGAUUUCUACAAAAAUUCUGUGUCCAAUGAACUGUACAAAAACCAUUCUCAAAAUGGAGGACAAAAAGUAAUUGAGUAUAGGGGUCCUCCACCUGACUAUCCAUUCAAGAACAUCUCCACUCUCCCUUCACAUGGGAAAGCCAAGGAAAUGGGUUACCAUUGUGGGGACCCCAGAGCCAAUCCACAGAACCGCUCAGAUGGACCAAUGGUUCGUUACCAGCCUCCACCAGAGUAUGGAUCAUCCAGUCCCCUCCCCCCUCUCUCUCUCCCCCUCUCUCCCCUCUCCCCUCCCCCUCUAUCUCCCCUCCCCCUCCUCUCUCCCCUCUCCCCUCUCUCCCCCCUCUCCCCCUCUCUCCCCCUCUCUCCCCUCUCUCCCCUUCCCACCUCAUCUCUCACAUCCCUGGGAUCUAUGAGCCUGCUACAGUCCCCUCCACCUUCAGGCAUGUCUCCGUCUCAACUUCCAUCUCCAAGCCAUGUGGAAUUCUUUUCAGGUCCUCCACGGCCCCAGCAGAUGCCUGCGCAGUUCCAUCAUACAGAUUUUUAUCGCACGUCUCAGCCGUACAUUGGACAGCAGCAGCAAACACAAAUGGACCCUGGACUGACAAGGCCUCCUCCGUUACACUCCCCAUACACCCAGAUGCAGGGUGACCCAUUUGCUAUUGUGUCCCGAGCUCAGCAGAUGGUUGCUGUACUCUCUGAAGAGAACCGGUCCUUGCGCCAGGAGUUGGAAGGGUGCUAUGAUAAAGUGGCAAGGUUUCAAAAAAUGGAGAUGGAAAUCCAGAGAGUUUCUGAAGCGUAUGAAAAUCUUGUAAAAUCCUCAUCCAAGAGAGAGGCUCUAGAGAAAGCCAUGAGAACAAAGCUGGAAGGAGAGAUCCGCAGAAUUCAUGACUUUAACAGAGACCUUCGAGAGCGCAUGGAAACCGCAAAUAAACAACUUGCAGCAAAGGAAUUGGAGGGGUCAGAGGACAACCGAAAGACCAUAUCACAACUUCUAGCUCAAAACAAGGAACUCCAGAGAGAGAAGGAAAAGCUGGAAAUGGAAAUGUCGUCUUUCCGUUCUAUGAAUGAGGAUCAAAGAAGACAUAUUGAGAUUAGAGACCAGGCUCUAAACAAUGCACAGGCCAAGGUGGUGAAACUAGAGGAAGAAUUGAAGAAGAAGCAAGUUUAUGUAGAUAAAGUAGAGAAGAUGCAGCAGGCUUUGGCCCAGCUCCAGGCGGCUUGUGAGAAAAGAGAACAACUGGAACACAGACUACGCACCAGGCUUGAAAGGGAACUGGAAUCUCUACGGAUGCAGCAGCGCCAGGGGAACUCUCAGUCUACCAAUAUUUCAGAGUACAAUGCUGCAGCACUCAUGGAGCUACUCCGAGAGAAAGAGGAGCGGGUCCUGGCCCUGGAGGCAGACAUGACCAAAUGGGAACAAAAGUACUUGGAAGAGAGUGUCAUGAGGCAGUUUGCUUUGGAUGCUGCUGCCACUGUGGCAGCUCAAAGGGACACCUCCUCUAUAAGCCAUUCUCCAAGUGCAAGCUUUGACACCACACUUGAGGCCAGAAUCCAGAAGGAAGAAGAAGAGAUACUUCUGGCCAAUAGACGAUGUGUAGACAUGGAAGGGAGGAUAAAAACUCUUCAUGCUCAGAUCAUUGAAAAGGAUGCCAUGAUUAAAGUGCUUCAGCAACGUUCUCGAAAAGAUGCCAGCAAGUUGGAUCAGCCAUCUUCCAUGCGUCCUUCCAAGUCACUUAUGUCUAUUUCUAAUGCCAGUUCGGGUCUUCUCUCCCACUCAUCUGCUCUUAGUAGUACACCAAUUCUUGAAGAGAAGAGGGAAGACAAGAGCUGGAAAGGCAGCUUAGGGGUCCUCCUAGCAACAGAAUAUCGUUCAGAGUCUAUCUCAUCCACUCCAUCACCUGUACUUCCAUCAACACCCCAACUCUCUGGACACUCAAAGACUGGUAGCCGAGACUGCUGCACACAAACAGAUCGAAGCAGCGAACAGAACAAAACUCCUUCUGUGAGUGCAUCUCCAGGCCCGGGGAGGCUGGCCACUCCGAGCCCCAUGUAUAGCUCUGAGAAAAAUGGUAAGUAUUAA